Molecule: messenger RNA, 2290 nt
Organism: Lagopus muta (rock ptarmigan)
Lineage: Eukaryota; Metazoa; Chordata; Aves; Galliformes; Phasianidae
Product: CUB and sushi domain-containing protein 3-like
Exons: 3
Coding region: 1-798 (265 amino acids)
Source: RefSeq, a predicted model, not a curated record
AUGGGGCUGGUUCUCCUCUUCCUCACCAUGCUGGCCACGCUGGUCUCCUCUGAGCACCCAGAAGGAGACCUGGAUACCUACUGGUCCGGCACUGCACCCAUCUGCAUGGGGGGCUGCAAGGGGAAGCAUAAGGAGCUGAAGAGGAGCCAGUGUGGGAACGGCAGCUGCUGCUGGCUGGGCUACAAAUCCUUCUGCCGAGGUACGGCCACUCAGGGGCUCUGGGAGUGCAUGGGGCAGGUUUGGUUCCCAUUCCCCUCCACGCGUGUCCCACCGAGCCGCCUGCCUAUGGGAACCUCCCCAUCCCCAGUGAACUGCGGGAGGCCCGAGGCGGACUUCAACUCAGUGGUGCAUGGCAAUGACUGGUGGGUGGGCUCUGUGGUGCGCUACAGCUGCCGGCCCGGCUUCAUGCUGCUGGGGAACCCGGCCAGCGCCUGCCAGUCUGACGGCCACUGGACGCCCAAGCCCACCUGCCUCCGUGAGUACAGUGGGGUGGGAUGGCUGUUGCUGUCCCAGCAGCCCACCGUGGGGAAAAAGGGGCUGGUGGCUACACUGGGGGAGCGCUCCAGACCUGCUCCUGCAGGGAUCUGCCUGCGAGGCCGGAUCGAGAUCAGCGAGCGGGACAUCAGCGGGAGCUGCUCGUCGUCCUGCAGCACCCAGAACCACCUGGGAGCCUCCCUGCGCCACGGCUGCAUCAAGAUCUCCUCCUGCAGCACCAAACGCUCGGGCUGGGUGCGCUGGUUCCUGCGCUGCGACGUCUGCGAGUGCGACUGCCACGUGCCCUGCGGGGAGACCCAGUAGCGGCGCCCACCUCCGUUUCUCCUGGCAGAGCUGAGCCUUCUGCACUGAGGUCUGCUGGCCACGCAUCUCUGGUGCUGGGCUCUUCCUUUCCAUAAUUUCUAUCCAUCCUGAAGCUGUCAUCUGGGAGAAGAGUUUUGGGACUUGCUGCCUUUCUGCCUGGCCCCAUCACAUGGCAUGCAGGGAAUGCUGUCGGCAGCAGGAACUGGGCAGCUGCAUUCAGGACUUGGAGACCUCCACGUCUCCUGCUGGCUGCUCCCUGGAGAAGGCUCACAUCCUCUUCUAGCAGGCAGGCAGCACUUUGCCUGUCCUGCAGGCUGCCAUUUCUCUCUGCUAGUUAUUUCCUGCCCCUGUGUGCAGUCAGCAGGGCUGUCAUGCUGCUCCAUCUGUGCAGGCAGGGUGUGGGGGCUGCUGUGCAUGGUGCCUGCAGGCUGGGGCUGCUCCUUCCUGCAGUGUGUGAUUUGCUCUAACCCCCCCCUCCCCCCAAUCCUCCCCAGGGACAUCUCUGGGUAGCUGAUGCCUUGCAGCCAGAACAGGUAAGGACACAAGACCCCUCCUUGGUCCUGGGUUCCCUGGGAUCCCAGCCCUGAGUCCUUCAUUCUGUCCCAUGUGCCCUCAUGUCCCACUGUUGUGAUGGUCUCUGGGUGCCACCUGCUCUGCAGGGACACCCUGGAUCCCUCUGAAGCAGCAAUGGAAGAACCCAAAUUGUUAUUCCCUGGGGAGGAAGAGGGGCAGGAGCAUGUGUAAUGGGAUCAGCAGGGGAAAUGGGCCCAGCACCACCACCACUGUGGGUAAUUAAAAAAAUUGUUUACAGGCAAUGACACAGAUUUGCAGUUAUACAUGGAGGUUCUGCUGCCUGCUCCAUUCCCACAGCCCCACACAGAGAGGGCAGCUGCUCUCCCAGCUCCAGCUGUGAGCGCCCUGGGUCAGGAGGCAGCAGCUGAAAUGGCUUUGGGAUGAGCCCAGCACCUCUCCUGCUCCAUGAGGAACUGACUGCAGGCCUCGCUGUGGGGCUGACUCUGAUGUUGCACCCUCUGCCUGAAUCCCAUUCCUAAAGGGCUGCAUCCCUGCCCCCAUCUCUGUCCCAGCCCCGAUCCGGCUGUGAGAGAGGAAAGAUUUCCUUAGCUCACCAGAUGGGUAUUUUAAUUAAUACUGUUGUUAGUGUCACUCAUUUCCAUAUGGCUUUCAUGUUUAAGUGCUGUGGUGGGUGAGAGGUGUGAGCGACAGCGAGGAGGGAGCCAGGUGCAGCACGGUGACAGCAUGCAGGGGAGUGGAUGCUGGGGGCAAGCUGCGGGGUUGACAGCAUCCCACCAGGACCCUGGGGUGGGCAGCUGUGCCCUCUGGCCCUUGAUGCUUGCUGUGAGCUUUCUGAGCAGUGCUCUGCCAUCGUUGCAUCCUGCUUGUGCCCUGUGGUGGAGGCUGUUGGGUGCAAUGCAAUACAAUGCAAUGCAAAGGUAGCUCAGUGUGGGGCUAGGUGAGCCCUGGGAGUGGGCUG